AUGACCCAUGGUGCCACUUGCAGAGUCUUCUUGAUUCUUUGCUGUGCCCCUGUCUUUGUUCCUCCAAUUUGGCCAAGAGCCCCUCGUACAAGCCUUCGCAGUCAGCUUCGCAGUCUUCCAGAGAGGAACGCGGAUUUGGGCAGAGCAAAUGGUUUCUUCCCUUACACGUAUGCGGACUUCCAGAGGACGCCAGAGGAGGUAUGGACUGUUUGGGAGGCGGCAGUCCCAGACGAGCAGACAAGGUCAGGCUUGGCACAAAUGGACCUGCCCGAGGCAUCACGAUGGGCCUUGCUUGUGGAAUCCUUGCGGUGGGCUGCUCGUGGCCACGAUUUUCUGUCAACAUGGGCUGAAUCAGCACAAGGCUUGCCAAAGGAGACCUUGCAAACUGAGAUGAGCAGCCAAAGUUCUGCUUCAACCCUCAUCCGUUUGGCAGUGAAAGCACUGGCCGAGCUCCUUGCAAGAAGCCGACAGCCCGUGGAAAAGAGUGAGUUCUGUGCUUUGUUGUGGUUCCUCGAGUUUAGCCUCAGUGAGCAGGCGAGGGAUGAAAAGCAAAUCUCAGACAUGUGGACGUCCGUCCUACAAGCUUUGCAAGACCAGAAGGUUGAACGCCUUGAUCCUGGCGUUAAGGGUGCGGACCUCCUUGUUUGUGUUGGAGACGUUCUGAGGGUUAUCCACGAGUGUUGCAGCGCGAUGAAGUUGAAAUGUCCAUGGCCCAAAGACAUCAGCUACUUGGAUGCGGAUGCGCUGCUCUUUGUGAACAUGGUCAAGGCGUUUGAGAAAGAGAAAAGCAAGUGGAAGCCAGUGGCAAGCAGCUUCAAGGCUGCUCGGGCAGCGCAAAACUUGCGACAGCUUGUGUACUCAGCACCUUUCCAGAUGGACACCAUUAUGCAGCGAUACAGGAAGCUCUUUCAGAAUGCAAAGAGUGACCAAGAGAUGCUGAUUGGAAGUUCGCUUCAGUUAGGCUUGAAGGUGGAUAAGAAAGAAGAGGCGGUAGAGGCUUCAGAACAGGAUGAGGUCGAAGACCUUGAGGAGUUAGAAGAGGAGGACGUUGAAGAGGACGUGGAAGACGACGACGAAGAAGAUGAGGAAGAUGUGCCAAAGCUCUCGUUGGAACAGCGACGCCAAGCCCGUGUGGAAUGGGAUCCAGAAGUAAUACGGCACCAAACAAGCACGGAAGAUGCGGAGGUUGCCGACCAGCUCGGCCGUGCAGCUAUGUAUAUGCACCACAUUACUGCACCCUGGAAACAGCGGUUCAUUCGGGAAGCAGCAAAGCGCGCUGGCCUCUCUGGGAUCUGCGUAUUUGGAAAACCGGGGCGAAUUCUGGUUGAAGGGCCUUUUGUGAUGGUUUCUGAAUAUACCGCACGGAUCAAGUCAUGGCCCUGGAAACGCUGCGAUCUCGAAGGGCCAUGGACAGUGAACGCGUCCGAAGGCCGAGCCUUCAAAGGCUUUCGAGAGAUCCCCAAGGUCGAUUUCAAGAAGGAAGUUGCCGCGGCGGGUAUAUCGCUGAAAGGCAUCAGAGCAUCUUGA
Durusdinium trenchii is the source of this 1527-nucleotide messenger RNA. The record is from the annotation of a GenBank genome assembly. Lineage: Eukaryota; Dinophyceae; Suessiales; Symbiodiniaceae.